AAACGCAAAUUAAAAAUGGCAGACAACUCGGCCGCCUGUGUAAUCAAAGGAGAAGUAGAUUCAAUCAGCUCUUUACCUGAUGUGAUCCUUCAACAUAUCCUCUUCUCUUUUGAGACGAAAUUCGCCAUCCGAACUUCCGUCUUGUCAAAACGAUGGAGGCAUGUAUGGUGCAACAUACCUUCUCUCUCCUUUGAUAAUAUUAAGGAAGCUGAUGCCAUAAACAAAGCCCUAGCUAAAUACACAGCUCCAAAGAUGAUGGAUUUUCAUCUCAAAAUCAACAAGAAUAACAAUGUUCACCACAUCAAGAAGUGGAUCGAAUUUGCCAUGUCCCGCAACGUAGAGAAUAUGUCCCUUGAUGUCCUUUUUCGUUGUAAAAAUAUUCCUCGUUUCUCCGACAUCAAUUCCUAUUUCAAGCCACUCAACCAUAAGUUAGAUUUUUCUGAUGUGAUUCCCGGACACGGUGUGUCUUGGACAUCCCUGAAGAAGUUGUCCUUGCGGUAUUGUGGUUUACCUGAUGCUAAAAUUUUAUCUGGUUGUCCGAUUCUCGAAUGUUUAACAUUGUAUCACUGCGGAAAACUUAAUGUUCUUGAUCUCAGCAAAUCGCUGCGCUUGAGAACAUUAGAAAUAAACAGCCACAUUAUGAUUCCAGGGCCAACGCAGAUUGUGGCGCCACAUAUCCAUUGUCUCAAAUUGAGAAACACUCAAUUACCAUGUACUCUAGUUGAUGUCUCGUCCUUAACCGAAGCUGAAGUAUUGGACAUUAUCAUUUUCCCAUUGAACAUGUCCUUGAAGGCUGAUUUUCUUUAUGCCACGAUGCUAGAGAUGCUAAAAAAGUUAGAGAAUGUAGAGAAGCUUACUUUUAGUGGAGGCUCUCUUCAGAAUUUAUCAUCUAUUGCGGAGAAACGUGGUGUUCCUUUUCCCAUGUUCAAGGUCAAAGCUUUGACUCUUGAGAUGGAACACUUUGUGAUUUCAGAUAUAGAAAGAAUGUUACAAAACUCACCAAAUUUAAAGAAGCUAACAGUACGCGAAAAGGUUAACACCAGACAGGGGAAGUAUCUUGACAGACACUUUACAAGGCUUGAAUCUGGAUCAAUGCUCGAGAUCAAAAAAGGUGUCUAAUAGAACAUGUCGCUGGAAUGUAGAGUCAAAGCAAAAAGACAUUGUAGUUUCAAGGCAAAUGACAGAAUCCUACAUUUUUCUCUUUUUAAUGUCACAAAAUCGACAAUAGCCACAUUUGAUCAUUUCAAAUUUUCAAUCAACACUCUAGUAAUAC
Arabidopsis arenosa is the source of this 1273-nucleotide messenger RNA. The record is from the annotation of a GenBank genome assembly. NCBI's taxonomy places the organism in Eukaryota, Viridiplantae, Streptophyta, Magnoliopsida, Brassicales, Brassicaceae.